This is a messenger RNA of Brassica napus (rape), 1570 nucleotides long. Its product is annotated as precursor of CEP3. The transcript has a single exon. The coding region runs from base 605 to 856 and encodes 83 amino acids. Lineage: Eukaryota; Viridiplantae; Streptophyta; Magnoliopsida; Brassicales; Brassicaceae. The record is from RefSeq and is a predicted model, not a curated record.
UGAUUGCUGUUCUUAGUGCUUCUGCUUCAAGCCUUCAACCUCAAGUGGAUUGACUCGCCAUAGGGUUCACUCCCGAGGAUCCUUUAAUAAUUUGUUUACCUUCCUUAUCAUGCAGUGGCCAUCCGAUGCCUGCCGGUUGGUUUUUUGAAGUUCAUGAUCCAUCUUCAAAGUCCAGCAUGGCCUUGACGUUCAGUGAUAGUCACUGAUUAUAUAUGUCAGUUUUGUCACCAACGAUUACUUAAUUUUUUCAAAAAAUUAUGUAAUCAAAAUCUAAAAUUUUACUGAUAUUAGAAAUGAAAGUUCAACAAAUAGGAUCUAUAGGAAAGGACAACUUAGUUUAGUUCAUGAAAGGAAAUUAAGAAAUACAAAUAAUUAAAUAUAUUCUGCUGUAAUACUGAAUAGUUGUAAAGCACACGGACUCUUUAACUAAAUAUAUAAUUUAACUUCUCAAGUGUUGCUCCCAUGUGAUAUGCAAAUUUCAUCUCUAUAAAUAGACCAAAUGGCCUAAGCUGGUUAUGCGUCAACACAUAAACAUACUCAUCUUCGACUAUAUAUUAUAAAUUACAAAUUUAUUUUUCUAAUUCUCGUCUGGGAUAUUUUAUCAAUGGCGCGAAUUAAUGUUUACCUUUUUGCAUUUAUCUUGCUUUUGACUAUCAAACAAGAGUUUUGUUCCGUUGAAGGCCGAACACUCGCUAAGUCCACCGUUGUUAAGGCUGAGGAAAUCGGCGCUGAUGGCUCUGUGCCGCUAUUACCAUCGGCUGAGCCACUCCAGCCACCACCGAGCCACGGGGUUGAUACCUUCAGGCCCACGGUACCUGGAAAUAGCCCUGGUAUUGGACAUUCCGUGCACAAUUAACGGAGAGGGACAAUAACACGGUUUAUGUGAUUAUAAAUCAGUGUUAUUUGGUGUUCAAAAAAAAUUUAGUGUCAUUUAAAAAGAAUAUUUGGUCCCUUAUUGAACAUAAUUAAGAUUGUGCUGAUGUUGUUAUUGUUGUUGGUUUUUUUUUAAUAUGGAAUUUGGAUCAUCUAUGUAUAUCUAUGUACUGUUUCAUCAUAUUCAGUUUUUGUUGAUUUUGUUAUUGCAAUAAUAUUUAGUUUCUUUUUUGCUAAAGUAAUAUUCCUUCCGUUUCUUAGUAUAUGAUUUUUGAGAAGUUUUUGAUGUUUCUUUAAAUGAUAUUAUUUUUAGAUAAAAACAACUUUCUUAAUUGUUUUUUUUUUCAAUUGUUGCGCAUAUGUCUAAAACAUCAUACAUUUGAUACGGAGGGAGUGUGUAGUAAAAACAGUGUUUUUAAUAUACCACCAUUUAUCUCGUAUAUUUUCAACUUUAAACCUAAGCUAUUAAUCGAGACAUUUUCUAUUAUUGCAGCAUGACUGAAUCAAACUUAACUAAACAUCACUUAACCGUUGCAAGGAUCUGCUAACACAAGUGGUGAUGUCACCUUUGUAAGAUCUUUGAGCAGGGGAGUUCGAUUUCAUCUCCUCUCAAAGUCGACCGUAACGCAAUAAUAAAACGGCUCUGUAGGGUUUCAUUCUUUUUUUUUUUUGUUCACCCUGUAGGGUUUCAUUCCCU